AUGCUAAGGCCACAGCCCACCGCCACUCGAGAAGUCGUUUCACUCGACGGUCUCUGGAAUUUUGACAUCGUCAGAUCAAUCCCAUCAGAGGACUACAAUUGGACGAGUCGCCUCUCAGACAAGACACAAGUUCCGGUUCCUGCUAGCUAUAACGACAUCUUCCUCGACUAUGACACUCGAAACCAUGUCGGCUGGGUGAAGUAUCAACGCAAGGUGCGCAUUCCAAACGGAUGGGCCAAGUCACGUUACUUUGUUCGAUGCGAUGCCGCAACACACCGAGGAAGGAUAUACGCUAAUAGUAAACUGCUUGCGGACCACCAAGGAGGGUACACGCCAUUUGACGCUGAGGUUACAGAAGUGGUGAAGGCAGGGGAGGAGCUGCUACUCACCAUUGCAGUCAGUAGUGAGCUGAGCAACGAGACGAUUCCGCCUGGCAAGAUUGAGACGUUACCCGAUGGCCGCAGGAAGCAAACGUACAUGCACGACUUCUUUAAUUAUUCUGGGUUACCUCGGUCAGUGUGGCUCUACUCAGUGCCUGCUGAACAUAUUCAGGACGUUUCCAUUACACCAGACGUCAACUGGGAUCGAAAGGAUGGAAUAAUAAAUUAUCACGUCGAAUGCUCUACUCAAGAGGACGUCUACUGCCAAGUGUCGGUAAAAGACGAAGAUGAUGUCGAGGUUGGAACCGCAACAGGAUUUGACAAUGCCAUUGCUAUACCUUCAGCUCGUCUCUGGCAACCAGGCUCAGCGUACCUCUACGACAUCACCGUGCAAUUGUGUCGAUCGAGCGACAAGUCUGUCCUCGAUGCGUACCACGUCAAGACUGGUAUACGUACUGUGCAAGUCAAGGGCUCGCAAUUUCUCAUCAACAAUGAGCCAUUCCACUUUACUGGUUUCGGGAAGCAUGAGGACGCGCCGAUCCGGGGCAAGGGCCACGAUCCUGCCUAUAUGGUGCACGAUUUCCAGCUCCUAGAUUGGAUUGGUGCCAACUCUUUCCGCACAUCACAUUAUCCUUAUGCCGAAGAGGUUUUGGACUAUGCAGAUCGCCACGGAAUAGUAGUGAUUGACGAGACUGCCGCUGUAGGGCUGAACCUGGUUAUGUGGUCCAUUUCCAACGAGCCCGCAUCCCACGAAGAAGGCGCCAGGGAGUAUUUUGAACCACUUGUGCAAGUGACAAAAGAUCUCGACCCGCGGCCAAUCUGCUUUGCAAACUUCGGUCUUGCGACCGCAGAAAAAGAUCGUCUCUCCGACAUGUUUGACGUCUUGUGCCUCAAUCGUUAUUACGGCUGGUAUGAGAGAUGCGGAGAUAUGAAAAGCGCUGAGGAAGAGCUCGAAAAAGACCUUCUGAGUUGGCAAAACAAGUAUGGAAAGCCCAUGAUCAUGACCGAAUACGGUGCGGACACCGUUGCUGGCCUACAUUCCGCGGGCAUAACGCCAUGGAGCGAGGAGUUCCAGGCAGAUUUGCUCGACUUGUACCAUCGCGUGUUUGAUCGAGUCGAAUGUCUCGUUGGUGAACAUGUAUGGAGCUUCUCCGACUUUCAGACCAGCCAGCACGUAUUUCGUGUGGACGGAAACAAAAAGGGUAUUUUCACCAGGGACAGAAGGCCAAAAGCGUCAGCUCAGGUACUACGACGCCGUUGGCGCAUUGACGGAGUUGGAAGGCCCAAGACUGCCGAUGUAGCAACUGGCAAAUAG
This is a messenger RNA of Parastagonospora nodorum SN15, 1695 nucleotides long. RefSeq lists its product as hypothetical. Gene Ontology annotation, molecular function: beta-glucuronidase activity; carbohydrate binding. The coding region runs from base 1 to 1695 and encodes 564 amino acids. The record is from RefSeq and is a predicted model, not a curated record. The transcript has 2 exons. Lineage: Eukaryota; Fungi; Ascomycota; Dothideomycetes; Pleosporales; Phaeosphaeriaceae. Gene Ontology annotation, biological process: glucuronoside catabolic process; carbohydrate metabolic process.